Messenger RNA from Symbiodinium natans, 798 nucleotides. Lineage: Eukaryota; Dinophyceae; Suessiales; Symbiodiniaceae. The record is from the annotation of a GenBank genome assembly.
AUGCUGCGCGUGUGUUGGAGCCUCUCGGGUGCGGAGUUGACGACCUUCCCUUUGGCAAAGAUGCCGGAUGUUCGGACACUGAAACGGGCACUGCACGAGUGUCACGGGGCCCCUCCUCGAUUCCAGCAGGCCAUCUUCCACAAUGGUCGCAGUCUGACCGACGAAACCAAGCUCGAGGUCGAGGAGGUGGAGCUCUUGCUUGUUGCUUUCGUGCAGACGUCCGGGCAGCAGGCCUUCGAGCUCGCCCACGCGGCCGCCUGCGGCGAUGUCGUCGGAGUGGAGAGCCUCCUUCAGCGCCCCCAAGACCCAGACCACGUGUGUUACCAUGGCCUUUGUGAGUUUGGCGAGUUUACGGCACUCUGCAGAGCAGCAGCACACGGCCAGUUGGAAUGUUUGGACCUUUUGCUGGAGGCCGGGGCUGACAUAAACAGCAAUGUGCGGCUUUGCAAGACACCGCUGUCUCUUGCUGCAAACGCAGGCCACCUUCACGUCGUGCGUAGGCUCCUAGCUGGAGGUGCCGACGUCCACGCAAGAAAAGAAACCGUCUACCUACCUGGUAUGACAAUUCGGGGAACGGCUCUCUGCGGUGCUUGUCUAAGAGGCCGUGAGGAGAUUGCGCGUUCGUUGCUGGAGGCGGGUGCUGCGAGUGACUUGGUGGAGAUCCGCCGUGCCAUGUGGUGUUGCCGCUAUGGCAGACUACCGAAGACAUCGACGGUUGUGCGGCUGCUGCAGCAGAAGAGGCGCCAGAGGUUCGGGCCCUUUGCACGUAGAACGAACCUGGCUUGCAGGAGGCGUUGA